AUGGCUCGCCCGCCGGGGGAGGCCUCGCCCCCGCCGCCCGCCGGCGCGGGCCGCAGCGGCGCGGCCGUCGUGCCCUGCGGGCCGCCCGCCGAGGACGAUGGCGGCGGGGGGAAGACGCCGCCGCCGCCCGCUGGCCCUGCCGUGCCGCUCGGCGCGGCCGCCGCCGCCGAGCAGGGCAUGCUGGCCAGCCGCGCGGUGCCCUCGUGCCACGAGGUGCCGCUCCCGGGCGCUCCAUGGCUGGGGCCGCGGGUGCCACGAGGGCCACCCGCCAGACCGCUGGCCCCGCAGGGGUGGGGGGCCGAGGCCGCAGCGGAGGCGGGCCCCUCGCAGGCCGGCGCCCGGAGUGGGCGCACGCGCCUCAGCCCCAAGGCCCACGUCUACGUCCCCGCGGUCGCCCCUCGGGCCGCGGCGGUCACGUGCACUCACUCCGGCAAGCAGGCCGAGGAGCUGUGGGCGCACAAGGGGGCACCCACCACGGUGAUGAUGCGCAACGUCCCCUACAUGUACACGCGGCAGAUGCUGAUCGAGCUGCUGAACCGUCGUGGGUUCGCGGGUCGGUUCGACUUUCUGUACCUUCCAGCCGAUUUCGUGACCAAGUGCAACCUCGGUUACUCGUUUGUGAACCUGAUACAUCCUGAUGAUGCCAUUCGGUUCGUGGAGGUCUUCGAUGGCUUCAAGGAGUGGGACUGCGGCACGAACCGCCACAAAUCUUGUGUCGUCGAUUGGGGCGCCAUACAAGGAUUUCGUGCGAAUGUCGGUCGCUUCAAGUCGAAGAAGAUCAUACGUCUUGACAUCCCCGAGGAAUACAAGCCAGUUCUGUUCUGGAAAGGCAUCCAGAUCCCGUUCGAGUCUUUCAUUAGGACAUCUCCGUGUCAGCAGGUCGAGCCAGCAUAG
Messenger RNA from Prorocentrum cordatum, 894 nucleotides. The record is from the annotation of a GenBank genome assembly. Lineage: Eukaryota; Dinophyceae; Prorocentrales; Prorocentraceae.